GGCCCCUCUUCUUCAUUUCGCUGUUCGCGGGGGAGGCUGAGAUUUGAGAUUUCUACCUCAGGUCUCUUCGUCUUCUAAAUAGCCGCCACGCAUAAACCUGGCACAUCUUCAAUGAACCGAACGAGGGGAUUUCCUGAAUUAACGCUUGCGCUUGAAGAGCGCGAAUGUGAAGAUGUUGGAAGCUAAGAGUCUGAAGAAAGCAGUGGUUCCAUCUACUCUUAUUCAGGACCCAUCGCCUGGAAGCCUCCAGUCAACUCGCCUCGCUGUCCAUGUUAGCGAAGACCCAAGAUUUUGUUUGGUAUACGUAGCUUCCGGUUGUGACAUUUACAAGCUCCAGAUUACGCUGGAAGAAUCUUCAGUUUGUAAAGGAAAAGAAGGUCUUUUGAUCCCUGAACAAACUGAGGUUAUUGACUCUUCAUUAGUCAAUCGCUGCCCUCAUCGUUCAGAAAUUCAGAGUAUUGUUCUUGCUGAAGCUGGAAGCCAUGGCUACUUGACUUUAGGAAGUGUGGAUUCUUAUGGUCAUCUUAUUGUAUCAAAGUUAGAUACUUCGGGUAAAGAUGUUGACAUGCUUACAUACUCAGUAUCGCCUAAUGACUAUGGAAUAGGAGAAGGAAGUUGGUCAGGACUCUGCUUUAGCCCAAGUCAAUGGUUUAUGGCUGCUGUUGCUCGCAGUUUUUGCAAAAAUAUUGACAUUUAUGAUCAAGAUAUACACAUUCGUACCUUAAGAAUGCUGUGGUACCCCACUUCAUUAAACUUCAUGCAAAAUGUAGUUAGUGGAGAUGGAGGUUCUAUCUUAGCUGUUACUGAAGGUUGCCAGCUGACUAUAUGGGACUUGAGAAUGAACGAGAAUGGUGGUUGUAUACAUCGAAUAUGUGGUUCCCCUGGUGAUAUAUACUAUUCUGUUUGCAGUUCUUCGACUGGCAAUGUUGCUGUGGGUGGAGCUGAUCGCACAGUGACCAUUUAUGAUCCUCGCAGAUGGUCAGCUUUAUCUAGAUGGGUGCACUGUUCAAAAUAUGAGAUAACAGGACUUGCUUUCUCAACAGUUGAUCCCAACUAUAUCUAUGUACAAGGGGUUGAUUAUGAGGUCUUUUGUGGACAAUGGAAAGAAAGCAACAAAUUAUUUUCCUUUAGAGGAGACUCAAACUGGCUUGGCUUUAGCAAGUGCUCCAACAUGGAUGUUUUGGGUGGAUGGUGUGAUUCAGGAAGCAUAUUCAUCACUGAUGUUGGUGGUGGGUGAAACAGAAAAAAUGUCAUCUGUUCAGUUAUAUCAUCACUGAAGAUAUCUUUUUGUAGUUGUAGUAACCAUAGUAUGCAUGGGGUGGGGAUUAGUAGUAUUGUGUACACAAGUUUCCCAGGAAAUUGAGUUAGACAUGGUAAUGGCAUUUCUAAUCAUGGCUUGUGAGCUGAGAGCCUGAGAGCACUGAAUGAAAUGGGCUUUGUUCUGCUUCAUUUAUGAAAUGGCAUUUCAAGCUACCCAAAAUUUAAUAUUAUUAAUUUUUUGGGAAAUAUCUAGGCUAAUUCAACUGGUCUCAAGAAGGGCAUUAGUGAGAUUUAUGGCAUCCAUGAACUUGGUCAUUCUGUGGAAAUCUGCAUUUGCUUCCUGCAGAAGUCAUGCUUUUCUUGGCUUGUCUUGUAUCAACGUCUGUUGGAACUUAGUUAAACUUUUAGCAUACUAUGAUAUAUUUAUGUUGUUCUGUUAGCCCGCAGAUCAUGGAGGCUUUCUUUUUCUCUCAAAAGUAUUGUGGUUCAUAGUCACUUGUGGCCUAUUUGAUUCUUUUAUAAAAAGUGAUUCAACUGUCCCGGAAAUUGCUAUGA
Messenger RNA from Prosopis cineraria, 1815 nucleotides. RefSeq lists its product as uncharacterized. The record is from RefSeq and is a predicted model, not a curated record. Gene Ontology annotation, molecular function: protein binding. The transcript is spliced from 14 exons. NCBI's taxonomy places the organism in Eukaryota, Viridiplantae, Streptophyta, Magnoliopsida, Fabales, Fabaceae. Bases 173 to 1237 code for a protein of 354 amino acids.